Molecule: messenger RNA, 1668 nt
Organism: Paracoccidioides lutzii Pb01
Exons: 6
Coding region: 1-1668 (555 amino acids)
Biological process (GO): proteolysis
Molecular function (GO): serine-type exopeptidase activity; dipeptidyl-peptidase activity
Source: RefSeq, a predicted model, not a curated record
AUGGCUAUCAGACUGGUGGAGACUUUACACCUUGUAUUGUUAUUGUUCGGGUUGAUACAGUUGGCUGUCGCAAGCGCAAGGUUGACUGAUGAUUUUUUCGCUGGUACACGGAGUGGACGUGGUCUAGGAAAGAGAAAUUUUCUCACAGGGCGCUCCAUCGCCCCGGACCCCAAAGGCCUCUACAAACCCCAUAAAAUCAAAGUCCCCAUAGAUCACUUCCCCUACGAUUCACGCUAUGAACCACACACAGACGAGAAGUUCGACUUGCGCUAUUGGUUCGACGCCAGCCAUUACAAAGAAGGAGGCCCCAUAAUCGUCCUUCACAGCGGCGAGACGAGCGGCGUCAACCGCCUGCCCUUCCUGCAGAAGGGCAUCAUGAAAAUUCUCUCCGAGGCAACUAAUGGCCUGGGAGUAAUUCUUGAACAUCGCUAUUAUGGUGAGAGCUUCCCCACCGCGAACCUAUCGACGGAGAACCUGAGGUUCUUGACGACUGAGCAGGCGAUGGCGGAUUCGGCGUAUUUUGCGCAGGAGGUUGUGUUUGAAGGAUUUGAGGGGGUGGAUUUGACGGCGAAGGGGGAAAAGGCGCCGUGGAUUAUUUAUGGGGGUUCGUAUGCUGGGGCUCAGGUGGCUUUCCUCCGCGUCUCAUACCCGGAUAUCUUCUGGGGCGCCAUCUCAUCCUCCGGUGUGCCUAAAGCCAUCUAUGACUUUUGGGAAUACUUCGAAGCCGUCCGCAGAUAUGGCCCACCAGAGUGUAUCUCCACAACACAGAAAUUUGUGGACAUGGUCGACAGAAUCGUAAUGGGUCAAAACAACGCAAAGAUUAUAGAAAGAUUGAAAUCAUUUUUUAAUCUGGGAAAUCUGACACAUAUAGAUGAUUUUGCAUAUGUCCUCUCAUUUGGGAUAACCUAUUGGCAGGCGCGCAAUUGGGACCCGGAAGUUUCGCUGCCAAAUUUUGACUUCUACUGCGGCAACAUCACCGUGGAUGAGUUGUUGUAUAAGAAUGGAAAUUUGAGCGGGGAGGCACAGGCGCUCCUUGCUGCGGCAGGUUAUUUUGCCCAAAUGAGUGCGCUCACGAACCGGCUGCUUAACUUUGCUGGGUUUGUUAAUGUGGAUCAGGUAGUUGGUUGUAAAUCACACAAUCAGACGCUGGAUGAGUGCCUUGGACAACAUGAGCGGCCAUGGUUUAAAGAUGUUGAUCUUUCCCAAGCGGACAAUAGGUGCUGGCCCUAUCAGGUUUGCACGGAAUGGGGGUACCUUCAAGUCGGUAGCACAGUCCCCAGAGACCGAAUGCCCAUGGUUUCGCGCAUGAUUGACCUCGAGUACGCCAGCAUCAUGUGCCGGGAAGCCUUUGGCAUCUUCAAGCCGCCGGAAAUUGAGCGGAUCAACAAAUACGGCGGGUUCGACAUUGAAUAUGAGCGGCUGGCUUUCAUCGACGGAGAAGCCGACGCCUGGCGUGCAGCGUCACCUCAUGCGGAUGCUGUGAGACCACGAGAAAACACCAUUGAUAAACCGUUUAUUUUGAUUGAGGGGGGAGGGCAUCACUGGGAUGAGAAUGGUUUGUUUCCGAAUGAAACAACGCCAGAUCUUCCGCCUCGACCCGUGGCAGAUGCGCAGGCUCAGGAAGUUGAGUUUGUGAAGAAAUGGGUAGAGGCAUGUCGGAACACUUGA